AUGCCAUUGGGAUUCUUUUCUUCUGAAUUUAGUGACCAAGGCACUAUGGACGAUGGUAACUGGCAGUUCUUUGGACUCUCAAAAACCCAACGUUUAUAUGCCUUUUGUGGAUGUUUUGUUGUAGGUGCGGUUCUAUCCAUUUUGUCUACCUUAUUGCUGUUAACUGUCGAUAUUAUCCUGAGCUCACACGUCAUUAGUUUGACUUUUAUUAUCGGUCUCAAGAAGCAAUUCAAAACUAUGUUCGCCCCAGUUCGUUUCUGGGCAACUGUCAUUUAUCUGGGUCUACUUAUUACAACACUAAUCGUUUCAAUUACUCUCAAAACUUUUGUGCUUUCAAUUGUUCUCGUGAUUGUUCAAUUUUGUGCGUUAGUGUGGUAUUCCGCAAGUUAUAUUCCUUAUGGUCGCGAAAUGAUUCGUCGUUUCUUUGGCAGUUGUAUCACAUCCAUUUAA
This is a messenger RNA of Mucor mucedo, 450 nucleotides long. Its product is annotated as Got1/Sft2-like family-domain-containing protein. NCBI's taxonomy places the organism in Eukaryota, Fungi, Mucoromycota, Mucoromycetes, Mucorales, Mucoraceae. Gene Ontology annotation, biological process: vesicle-mediated transport. The transcript is spliced from 8 exons. Gene Ontology annotation, cellular component: membrane. Bases 1 to 450 code for a protein of 149 amino acids. The record is from RefSeq and is a predicted model, not a curated record.